Molecule: messenger RNA, 1869 nt
Organism: Selaginella moellendorffii
Lineage: Eukaryota; Viridiplantae; Streptophyta; Lycopodiopsida; Selaginellales; Selaginellaceae
Exons: 3
Coding region: 363-1745 (460 amino acids)
Source: RefSeq, a predicted model, not a curated record
CCAUCCCCGUGUUCUUGAGGGCUUGAGCGGGGCGGUCGGCGUGACGCGGCAGGCGAUGGCGGCGCCGCGCGGCUCCGCGUGAGGAUCGGCGUCGGGAGCGUCGGAUUACUCGGCCGCGGCCUGGAAUCCGCGAGGUAUCGUGACGCUGUGUAGAUCGGGCAUGGGAGCUACGGUGUCGGCGAAUGCACAUCUUGAGCUGCUGGAGUGGAGAUUCUCGGCGAGCAUCGAUCGCCAGGCGCCAGCGGGCGACUUUCUUGGCGGGCAUGCAUAGGUUUUCCAUCCAGGCAUUGAAAUUUCGGGUGGAGAUGUGGCAGUUCCCAGGAAUCUAGGAGGAAUUUCCUGUUUCUCUUGACGGGGAGGGAAUGGGGUCUGUUUGCUGCGUGCCAGCGAGAAAGCAGUCUGGGGGCCAGGAGCGCUGGCCGGCGGAUCCCGCGCACUGGCGCUCAAAUGGGGAUUUGUCGCCGCGCUGGGAUGGAAAGUCGUUUCCAGAGGCCACUGGGAAUCUCUACAGGUCUUCUCUCUCGUCCAGCAGCAGGGGCAGCCGGCGUGGAAGCUCUCGUAUCGUGGGUCACCAACGAGCAUUCUCGGGUGGGAUUUUUUCGCCGGAUCCCAGCCCAUCCAGCAGCUUUCGGGCCUCGCAUCUCAAUCCUUUGAGCUCCUGUCAAGUGUGCCCCUUGGUAGAUCUGGCUCCUCUUCCACUAGAUUCGAGCUGUAGUCCAUGUACGACGAUCACAUCUUCAAAAGAGGGUACUUUUAACACCCCGGAGUCGCGUUCAUCACUGACCUUGAUUUCUAAAGACUGUCCAACGCAACCUUCGAUUAAGCCGGUCGUGCACAACAGCGGCGGCAGUAGCAGCAGCAGCAGCAACAGCAGUUUUGUAUCCAAGUUCUCCAAGACACUUCGGGAGAAGCCGCACAAAUGCGGGCUGACAAACGUAGGCAGUAGCAGAGCUAACGAAGGAGCCUUCUCCUCCACAAGAAGAUCCGAGAGCGGGGACGUUGAAUCGCUCGGCGGGACAACCUCCGACUGGUCGAUGGUCGCUUUCUCGGAGCUAGUCGCAUCUUCUCGACGGGACAGGCUGCGGUGGAUGAGUGACGGCAGUGGCGAGGACUUGGUUGGAUUAGCAGAGCUCGAGCUGGCCGCACUGGAGAGGAUAAAAGCCGCUGGCUAUGCGUCGACCAGCGUCGAGGCGUUCGUCUGUGGCCUUUGCUCCCGCUGGCUGUCACAGAGGUCUCCGCUGAGCUCUCACAAGAUGGUGGGAAACUUGGAUCCGCCGAGUGUGGGAGUGCUGGCCUGCGGUCACGUCUUUCAUGCCGACUGCUUGGAGCAGGCAACGUCCGAGUCCGAGAGACAGGAUCCUCCGUGUCCGCAAUGCUUGGGUGGUGGCAAUCUAUUCCCGAGGAGGCUGCUCAAGAGCUACAGCUUGCGUGGAUCGACGACGACGACGCCGGUUUGCGCUAAGAACAAGCAGCUUUCCGAUGACCCGGAGUCUGGACUGAGGAUCUUCUCGUCUGCGUCGCAAGAGAGGGACAUGCUGCCAAUCUCCGAAAGAAGUUUGAAGACUUCCUCUCGCAAGUUUUCGCUUCGAGGGAUCGGGGGCAGCAGCAAGCAGGCGAGCAGCGCCAGCAGCAGCAGCAGCAGCAGCACCAGCUACGCGAGUGGCUCCAGAGGCACGAAGUUUAGCUCGGUCUCUCCGGAGGAUUCGCCAACGAGUCGGCGGCGGCGAGGAUACUUGAAGUGGUAGCGAUAGAACGCAGGAAAAUUUUGGUUGGAGACCAUGGAGGAGGCUGGAAUUGCUUGCUUUGCGGUCGUGAUAACAUGUCUCAUGUCUUUCUUUCAGUCUAGCUCUUUUUGGGAAUUUUACUGAA